AUGUCUACUUCAGCUUCAGCGAGAGGUUCAAGUGAGGAUUCAACAGAAACUGACGCUCACUAUGAAGGUCUUGCCUACGAUUCUCAACGAUCUCGCUCAUCCCGACCAGACAGUCCUAUUUCUAUCAAUGAGCUCCCAGAGACGAAUGAGGGUCCAGCCACUCGGAAGUUCUGCCACCUUCUGCAGCUGAAUCAACAGGCGCUUUAUAAUCGAUUCGAUGAACAUAGUUCUGAAGUUUCAGGUCUUUUCAAGGGCGUACUCAGUGUUUCCAAUGAGACACAGCAAAAUGUUGCAGAACUUGCCGCAGAAAUCAGUUCUCUAAGGCAGGCACAGCUUGCGCUCCGCCAAAAGCUGAAUCAUGACCAAAGAGAGUACUACGACGAGGUUGAGGCACUAAAGGUCGCAUUCAAGGAGGAGUUGGAAGCAGUAACCGAGGUCUCAAAUGAGGCAAACCGCCAAGCGAAAGCCCUUCGUGCUGAGGUACAACUGCUCCGACGGCAGAUGGCCACGCCGUCUUGGCAAUUUCCUCAAUUCAAGAAACUGCCUCCUGAGAUUCGCAACAUGAUAUGGCGCUUCUCCCUGCCAAACAACAUCGUUCACGUGCGAGAGACGACGAGGAUGGACGGGCUAGUAUCCGGCUGGGAUCUUGAACAGAGCUGGGCACCUCCGGCGGCUUCGCGUGCAUGUCGUGAAGCCAGAGCUGUUGCAUCCCACAGCGGCGGCAUGGUCUACACCGACAAGCUCUUUAAUGGGCGACAGUGGAGCUGGUUCGAUGCGACGAGAGACACUCUAUACAUCAGCGUGAUCUCGAACGAGGAUCAUGAGUUCACAGGUGUCAUUGGGAUUAACAAUAUUGCCAAGGUUGCGCAAUACGUCACGCUUCACUCGGCUGAGAGAAAAUACCACGACUGUUUCAUGCAACUGUUCCAGCCCAAUCGUUUUCCUAAUCUGAAAAUUUUCGAUUUUGUGAGCAUUAGCUACAAGCUGCCUCGGCGGUAUGAUCCGCGCCUCGAGUCUCGGUUGUUUGUUUUAGGCAGCAAGGUGGUGAUCGUGGCUGUCGGCGACUUUCAAAAUUUCAUUGCAAACCUGCGCGGUCACGGUUUGUCUUGUUGCCAUGAGGGCUUGGAGGAGUUGUUACUUAGCCUCAUCAACCAGGACCAGUGGCCUGUUCCAUCGGAAGACCUCGAUGACAGCAUUGUAGAGUGGUCGAAGUUCAAACGUUUCGCCACUGAAAGCUGGUUUUCCGUACGGCGUCGCUGGUUCCGUUUGACAGGCGAGAAGGGAAUGGAUAGCAUGGGGAAGAACCGGUGUGAAGCUUCUAUUAAAGGGCGAGGAAUGCUGACACCGUCGGUUCCAACGUUUAGAAGAGUCAUCGUUAUCGAGUCCGGCUGA
Messenger RNA from Neoarthrinium moseri, 1392 nucleotides. RefSeq lists its product as uncharacterized. The transcript has a single exon. Bases 1 to 1392 code for a protein of 463 amino acids. NCBI's taxonomy places the organism in Eukaryota, Fungi, Ascomycota, Sordariomycetes, Amphisphaeriales, Apiosporaceae. The record is from RefSeq and is a predicted model, not a curated record.